Panicum virgatum (switchgrass) is the source of this 1082-nucleotide messenger RNA. RefSeq names its product rRNA-processing protein fcf2-like. The transcript is spliced from 5 exons. Gene Ontology annotation, molecular function: RNA binding. Gene Ontology annotation, biological process: RNA processing. The coding region runs from base 165 to 758 and encodes 197 amino acids. The record is from RefSeq and is a predicted model, not a curated record. Lineage: Eukaryota; Viridiplantae; Streptophyta; Magnoliopsida; Poales; Poaceae. Gene Ontology annotation, cellular component: nucleolus.
CCCCCAUCAGCGUUGAAGCCUGCCUUCACCGUCCGUCCGUCCCCACGGCCGCCGCGCCGCUUUCCUCGUUCCCGCCCCACGCCCACCCCUGCCGCCGGGUAGCUUAAUCCAGCACCGAGGCGGGAGAAGUGAUAAUUAUCACAACUCGCAGCGGUAGGCCAGUGAUGUCGGAGACGGCGGCGCCGAUCGGCCUGUCAUGGGCGCCCAAGCUGCCUUCCCUAGCAACGACGAGCGGUGGCAGCAAGAGCGACCCGGCGCCGAAAACGAGCACCGCGCAGGGGUCGAUCUGGAAGCCCGCGAGCGAGCUCGUGGACGGGCUGUUCGUGCCACCGAUAGACCCCAGGAAGGUUAACAAGCUCGCCAGGAAGAAUGUCAAGGACACCACCGGCAAGGGCUGGUUCGACAUGCCGGCGCCGAGCAUCACUCCCGAGUUGAAGAAAGAUCUCGAGAUUUUGCAGCUGAGGCAUGUAAUGGACCCAAAAAGGCACUUCAAGAGGGCAGGAAAGUCCAAGGCCCUUCCCAGGUACUUCCAAGUUGGUACAGUUGUUGAGCCUCCAUCUGAGUUCUACUCAGGUAGGCUGACUAAGAGGGAGAGGAAAACAACAUUGGUUGAUGAGCUGUUAUCGGAUCAAUCUCAUAAGAGCUACAGGAAGCGCAAGGUACGGGAAAUCCAGGAGAGUCGUACGCCAGGAGGCAACCAAAAGUGGAAGAACAAGGGGAAGCAAACACUUAAGAGGGCCAAGGAUAGGCGAAAAUGAGAUUGGUGUGUCAACUGCUUCGAUCCUGAGAAAGAAGAGAGUGGAGAGAUGGAUAAAGGGUCACCUUCAAGUCGCACUAUAUACUCUGUCUCGAUUUGACGGUAUAAAUUGUGAUUCCAGUGUAAUGUGGUGAACUUCAGCAACAUGUUGAUUGCUGAAUGCAUUUUCAGGUCUAAAUAUUUUUAAAGUAGUAGUGUAGCAUCAGAAUUAAGAAAUGUUGGUUGGUGGACUCGUUUCCUCUGUCAAGUGGCCCCGGAUAUUGCGUAAUGUUUUCCUUUGUUGUUGGUGAUGCUAGUUGUGGGCCAAUAAAAUCUUUUCAGCUCA